Molecule: messenger RNA, 2508 nt
Organism: Ascoidea rubescens DSM 1968
Lineage: Eukaryota; Fungi; Ascomycota; Saccharomycetes; Ascoideales; Ascoideaceae
Exons: 2
Coding region: 1-2508 (835 amino acids)
Source: RefSeq, a predicted model, not a curated record
AUGGAAAAGAGUAAAUAUAAAAAUAAACAUAACAAUAACGGACAUACUAAUAAUGACUAUAAUAAAAGUAAAAGAUUAAUUGAGAAUUCAGGCUAUUCAUUAUCCCCUUAUUCAACAUAUUCUAAUUCAUAUGGAGAUAAUAUUUCCUGUACCAAUUCUAUCUCCUCACCGAUUAUAUUCUCAUCAUUAGAAAGUCUACCCUUGAAUAAUGUGGAUUCAUUUAAUUUUGACGAUAGUGGUUUAAUGACCAAUGAUAGCAGUAAACAACAACUUUCACAAAGUUUACAAUACAACUCAGCAUCAAAAUCAAAAUCAAAAUCAAAAUUAAAAUCAAAGUCAAAAUUAGAGUCAAAGUUGAGAGCAAAAUCAGAAACUGAUAAACUCAUGGUCAAAAGCAAAAAUCAUUUAACAAAAGAUUCCAAAAAAUCCUCAUCCCAAACCCAACUCUCAAACUCAUUAAGACGAGUGAGUACUUUGGUAUUUGAUAAUGGUAAUAAAGUGCUUGUGAGAAGUAAUAGUUCAAUAAAACUUAUUGCUGAUAAGGUAUUGGAAAAAACAGGCAAUAAAUCAACUUGUCAUAAUCAAAAAAAAUCUCCAAAACAUCGAAAUUCAAUUAAAAAAUUAAACUCAAAGCAGGUUAUAAAAUCAAACACAAAUAAAAACACAGCUCAUGAUCAAUAUUUUUUAUCAGAAAAAAGUGCUGAUAUAUCAAUAUCGGAAUUAAUUGACAGUAACCAUCAAAUCAUUUCUUUGUCAACUGCCUCUACUUUAUCCUCAACCUAUUCAAUUGAUAAUUCUUUCUCUAAAAGCCCAAAUUUUUCUUCUCAAUUACCCACUACCGAAAAAUUAAAUACUCAAAACAAAAAAAUAGAUCAAAACACUGCUCAAUAUAUUCCUGACAAUAAUUUUCAAGAUAAUUCUUCAAAUAUGCUUACUUUACCUGAUAUUUUCAAUUGUAAUAUUAAUGUCAUUAAAACUUCUGAUCCUUUUACACCAGUUGUUGAUACUAAAAGUUUCAAAAAUUCAAAACAAUUUAUCAAUUCUUCAAGUAACUUUGAAAGAAUUGAAAAAGUCGAAAAACUUGAUAAUAACUAUUAUCAAACAUUACUAGAAGAAAAACAAAUUUCUUUUAACAAUGAAGAUGACCCAAAUAAAGCUGAAAGCCUUCAAAAUCUCUCACCAAAUCAAUUGCUUGAAAAUAAAAUUUUUGAACCAUAUCAUCGACCAGAAAGCUCCGAUUUACCAUUAAUCGCUUUAAAUUCAGAUUCCAUCAAUGAUAAGUUGGAUCAAGAGUACAAGGUUUUUCACUCAAUUUCAAAUGAUAUAAAUUCGAAUAAUUUUAAUAAAAAUAACAAAACUCAUACAAUAAUCAAUAAACCUUCAAUGCCAUCAGCUCCAAUUGAAAAAAUAACUGAUUGGAGAAGCAUCAUUCAUAAAAGAUUAAACAUCAAUGAUGAUUUAGAAGAUUUAAUGCAACUCAAUCAACCUGACUUUUUUGAUAAUAAAACAAUAAGCUCUUCAGAUAGCAUGAAUACAAAAAAAUAUCAAAAAAACAGAAUCAGAAGUAAGAGCAAAAGCAAAAGCAUGUUUAAAAAUAAAAAUAAUAGUGGAGAAUCCAUAGAUUUAUACCAAAACCAACAAAACUAUUAUCAUUCUAAUAAUAAUCAAAGGAAAAAUCACCAUAUUGACAAACACAAAAAUUCCAAUAACCAUCAUCGUCACCAUCGUUACCACCAUCGUCAUUAUACUAGUAACAAAAAAUCACACAACCAGUCUAAGGAAUCAUUUAGAAAUUCAAAAGAAGGCUUAAGAAAACAGUCGAAAGAAAAUCAAAAUAAAAAAUCAAAAAAGGAUUCAAUAGAAAAUUCCACAAAUGUUUCAAAUUUCAAAAAAUUACAUCAGAAGCAUCAAAGUUCCAGAAUAUAUCCUUUGUCAAGAAGGUCUUCUCGUAGUAAUUGCAAAAAAUCUAGAAAUGACUCUUGCUCUACAACAGAUAGAGAAUCAAUCACUAGCGCAAAAUCAAAUCUUUCAAUUAAAAAUUUCUGGAAUCAAACUAAAGAAAAAAGUCAGGAUAUAACUGUCAAAACUGGAAAAAAGUUUUAUGAUAAAUUUUCUUCAUUCACAGUAAAUUCACCUUCUAAUAUUCAUUUAAAACUGGAUAAAAGUCCGGAGGAAGAUUUCAAAAAGUUUUCUGUUAUGAGGAAUAAUAAUAACAUGGAUGAUGGUAGAAAUUUACACAUUUUUUCAGAAAAUAAUCCAUUUGUGGUGAGCAAUUUUAAGGAGAAUCCCAAACAAGAUCAAGAAACUGAGAAAAGAUUUAUGGAAGCCGAGACUAGUCUUAAUAUUAGCAAAGAAACCAAUGCUUCCAGUUGCAAUACAACUCUAAAAUCUAAGAACACAAUACAUGAAAAAGCUAAAACAGUUUUAGAUAGAACAACAUUUUUUUAUAAAAAAUAUACAUCAGGGAUAAAAAAAAAGAAAAUUCCGGUAAAUGAAUUAUUUGUUUAA